CUUCCUAUAAGAGCUGGCUACGGGGACGCCUUGGGGUCAUUAUUAGCGUUUGUGCGUUUCGUCUGCCCGCGCUUGUGUCCCGCGGAGCUAUGGCCGGCCGGGGGAAGCUGAUCGCCGUCCUCGGGGACGAAGACACGGUGACCGGGUUCCUCCUGGGCGGGGUCGGGGAGCUGGACAAGCACCGGCGCCCGAACUUCCUGGUGGUGGAGAAGGAGACGGCCUUGGCCGAGAUCGAGGAGGCUUUCCGGGGUUUCCUGUCCCGUGACGACAUUGGCAUCAUCCUCAUCAACCAGUUCAUCGCCGAGAUGAUCCGGCACGCCAUCGACGCGCACACCAAGUCCAUCCCGGCUGUGCUGGAGAUCCCCUCGAAGGAGCACCCGUACGAUGCCUCCAAGGACUCCAUCUUGCGCCGGGCCAAGGGCAUGUUCACAGCCGAGGACUUGCGAUAGUUGUGGAGGAGAGAGUUGGGGGAAAGGACAGGCGGUCUCCUUCCUCGUUGCCCCCACCAGCAGCAUCAGCUCCUGCUCGACCCCACUGGCUCCAUAAAGAGCUUUUUCUCCCUGUCUUGUGUGGAUGUAUUUGCUGCAGAAACAUCUCCACCCUCCUUGUUGUCUUCUCGCUGCCCUGUAAGACCGGGGGGUGGGCAACACCAGCCUCUAGGGUUUUUCCAGUCUUGGCUUUGUUUCGCCUUGUGUCUCCUACCUUUCCCCUGUUUGCAGUGGCUCACUGUGGGGUGGGGGGGGGCUGUUUGCACUCCCCACGGGAGCCCAGGAGAUCCAGGGAGCUGGCAGUUCCUUUUGCCCUCAGCUUUUCUCUGCUGGAGAAGCACUAAGCCCACAGCAUAGCUGAGCCUCUCCUCCACAACCUGGGGGGCUCUCCCCGGCCCCAGGAACCACUCCAUGUCUUGCUCGGAUGCUCAUUCCCAUCCACGGCUUCCUCUUACACACCUGAAGCCCAUCUUUAUUAAGUGGCUCAUGUAUUAUUAUUAUUUUUGCCCAGGGCCAGACAUGUGAUCUGCAAUUGUAGCUAAUUGUUGAUAUGCUCCAGUUCCCUCUGAAUGACCCUGUUUGAUCAGAUGGGAUUGCGUAGAACCAGUCUCAUGGAAUUGCCCUUUGUGUUUGCUGAAGCAACCUGGGAAAUGUAACACAGAAAGGAAUUUCUCUUGCCUUCUCCAUAUACCUCCCUUACUUGAGAUGGUUAGCUCAGUUUCGCUUGCUUUAAAGCAUUCUUUAAAACUGGAAUUUUAAAGGGGGGGGAACGCUGAAAAAAUAUACUGUCUGUUCUGAUCUCCACUCUGUAAUAAAAUACCCACAUUAGAUAGUGAUUGUCAGUGAAUUAUUUAUUAUCUCAGCCUUGGCUUUCUCUUGAUGCAGGCAGUCUGGAAUCUCAUGUAACAUUAUCUCGAAUAGAAACAACCGUAUUUGCAGACGUUUUGCUGUAGUGGAGUUCAGUGCAAAUUAAAAAGAACCCUUUCAGCCCUUU
Messenger RNA from Pogona vitticeps (central bearded dragon), 1482 nucleotides. It is a transcript of the gene ATP6V1F, whose product is annotated as ATPase H+ transporting V1 subunit F. Lineage: Eukaryota; Metazoa; Chordata; Lepidosauria; Squamata; Agamidae. Gene Ontology annotation, biological process: proton transmembrane transport. Gene Ontology annotation, molecular function: proton-transporting ATPase activity, rotational mechanism. The record is from RefSeq and is a predicted model, not a curated record. Gene Ontology annotation, cellular component: membrane; proton-transporting V-type ATPase, V1 domain.